AUGCAUAAGAAGGAGACACGAACGAGAAAGAGAGAAGUGUAAAAAUAGAAAUAGUCUUCCGGCGUUUUCCAGUAUGUUGCAUGUAUUAUACAUAUAUAAGGCUAUAUGUUGCAUAUGGCUCCCGAUAGACACCGUCGGCGCCCUGUGUCGAUCUUCGGUCUCAUCUUUGACACGCACACAGUCUCACGCGUCCGCUGCUGCAUCACACGCAUCUCCAUACCGUGCGCUCUUUUAACAUCUAAAAACCGCGCAUGAGCGACGAAAAGUCACAGAGACGAUUGUGAGGACACCUUCAACCCCGAGUCGUAUGGGGGGCUAAAGCGCAAGCCUCGAAUCGAUCUUCCGCCCCCGCAGCCCCCCGAGCGUCCGCGAAGAACAACCCCCGGCCGACGACUCUGUUGUCGACCCAACAACAGUUCAAAACCGCCCGAGACCCACGGCAAACAUGGCGUUGGAUUUCGCAGCGACGUACAAGGUCCUGGUGCUCGGCGACUCGAACGUCGGCAAAACUUGUAUCGUGCAUCGCUACUGCGACGAACGAUACUACGAUACUUACAUCUCGACGAUAGGUAUUGAUUUCAAACAGAAGAUCAUUAACUUAGAUGGAACGCCAAUUAAAUUACAAAUUUGGGAUACUGCCGGCCAGGAAAGAUUUCGAACUUUAACGACGGCGUAUUAUCGUGGUGCCAUGGGUAUCCUUUUGAUGUACGAUGUCACUAGUUUGGAGAGUUUUAACCAUCUAUCAUAUUGGCUACGGAAUAUUCAAGAAAACGCGUCACCAGACGUGGUAAAAGUUUUGGCGGCGAAUAAAUGCGACGCGACCGCGCAGCGCGCCGUGGACGCCGAGAGAGGCCAAAAGAUCGCCGAAAACUUCGAUAUGCCUUUCUUCGAGGUAUCGUGCAAGGAAAAUAUCAACAUCGAAGAGGCUUUCCUCACUCUAGCCAGAAGAAUACGGGAACAACGAGGCCGCCGGGCCAGCCUGUUCGAGGCUUCCGAGAGAGAAGGCGCGGACAGUAUAAUUAAGGCGCAGUCACCGUCUCAGCAAGGUGAUGCCUGGAGAUGCAGCUGUUAGUUUGAUGGAUCAUCGGAGGUCUAUCCGGACGAUUGGAAGUUUCGACGACAGCCAAGAAUUAAAUCUGGGCACAAGAGUUCUGUUCAUCGUGCACGAGGGGAGAGUCACCCGUUUCUAUAUUUGUACAUACGCAACGCGGUCGUGGUAGAUUGACCCGAACAACGCGAGAAGGUGUUUGCAUACCCGGUGAGGGUGGCCCGGGCAAGUAUUCACGAUAUACCACCACACUAUCCGCAAUAGUCGCAACGGAUAUUCUAGGUAUUAUCUCAUAAAUUCUGCACCCUAUUACGCGCGACAGCCCGAAUAAGAACGUCGUAGCGUAAUGUGGCAGCGAUAGUGCGAAAAACAAAUGUGAUCCGCCGCCGAUUCUGGAUUGUCGUCGUAGCCAUGAUAAACACCGUAGGAAACAUUUGUCGCCUGUGCGAGAUGAUAAACAGCACACAUUAUCCAAAAGAUAUCCCAAAGACGUUCUUAGGACAUACGAACGUCCUAUGGACGUCUCUAGGAGAUCUGUGCUAUAUAUGAGGAGCUUUCGCUCUGGAUAAUUUGUAAAACACACGUACACGCACAUUAUAAUUAAGCCCGAGCUACAUUCGAGAUUAUCGCAAAGUUUAUCUAUGAUAUGCGAUUACACAUCGUAGAUGUCUAUUUAUAGUGAUAUGAGUCACGUUUUGCGCGAAUGUAGAGAUUUGAUAAAACUUUCGCUACGAAGUAAUCGGAAUGCCUGAACGCAUCAUCGAGAGACGCGUCGACAAUUGAUCUGAUUAAUCGUAGGCCGGUUUCACGAACAUCGGUUAACUUUUUCGAGUAAACCGAUGAUUAUUGUUCCGCGCGAGUAAAGAUAUUUAGCAGAUUAGCCAGAGGAAAGGAGGGGGGGGAGGAGGAAAGAUUUACAGCUGAGAAAGUUACGCGACAAAGAUUCCACGAAAGACUCGCGAGACGUGUAUUUGUCUACGAGCAAUUUUCAGAGAAUCUUGUCCAUGUUAGACUUUCGCGGAUCAAAUGCGUUUAUCGGGUAUCAUAAGCAGUUUAAGAAUGUUCAAUUAGAUUCGCUUGGUAAGGCCUAACUAAAAGAAAUCAUCUCGAUGCUAUUAAGGCGACAUACUUUCGCAGUAUAAUCGACGUAUUUACUAUUCUAGUAAGUCUACGUGAAAAAGACAUCAUCAAGCGCAUUGUGAUUACCGUCUAAAAAAAAAAAAAAAUGAUACUACUAUAUAAGACUUGCUAUUAGUACCGAUGUCUCUCAACGAGGACCAGAGUUCUUCCCUCAGAGAAGAGCUUGCGCGAUUAUUCGUCGGGAUCAUUUGAUGCACAGAUGCCAAAGUUUGCGUAAAACGUUUCUUUGAUAUCGAGUGAGCGAAUAAUUUUUUAAUAAACAUGUAAUUUUUGAAUUUAAAAGAAUUUAAGAAAAAUUAAAUGUAGAUAAUAAAAAAUUUAAUUCCGGUUUAAUUUUAAAACUACAAAAACACUUUAUGCUAGAAAUGACAAACUUAAGUAAGAACGACGACAGUUAAAGAAACGCUUGAGGAAACAUUCUGGAGUAAAAAGUUCCGCUUAACCAAAUAUACCAAAGAGACCGCGAUUUACUGCACUACCGCACGCGAGACUUUCUUUAAAAGAGAUAAUAUUGACUGUUUCAAUAUACAUUGAUGUCAAAUAAAAACUUUCCUUCUGCCUCGAGAAAGUGGUGUAGCGUAAGACUAGCAAAUUUGUAUUUAAGAAAGAACCUCUGAUAUGUGUUCAUUAAAAAAAAGAGAUGUUUUUAGAGUCUGAAGUAAAAUUUCGAAAUGAGGCCGAAUCCAUACAAGCGAGCACUUGACAUCUGUAUAUCAAACCUUUUAUAUCGGUGCACACACGUGAUAAUCCACGCUUAAUUAAUGCGCUUUGAUAAUCGUGAUGAAACAUUUUCGAUAAUCCGUGUUAUAUUUGACGAACGAAACGUUUCGCAAUAAUUACAAUACAUUCCACUGCAGAAUGUCACAGCACCAAUCUUGUUUCGCAUUACAAAAAUAAAGCACUUAUAGUUUGUUCGAAAAUGGGUUUUGUUAUUACUAGUAAAAAUAAUGCAGUUGGCAGAAGUGAAAAUUACUGGCGUUCCGUUUUGUUUCUUUCACCAGUAAAAUCAAUAGACGAAAGGAAAUCCGAAAAUCUUCCUAAAAGUUGUUGAUCAAGAGACGGUAGUCUCGCGCAGCAAGAGAGACUCCGCAUUACGUGCACGCGGUCUCUGUUAAAUGCUCUACUUGGGUUGUUGACCGCGCACAGCCCCGUGAGAUAGGCAGCACGCCGCAGGCCGUCUGGGCCAGCCUCCCCACUCUUCUCAGUCGCUGAGUCAUUCAACUUGCUACGCCUCGCACGUGCACCCGUUGGUCACGCGCGCCUCGGGCAAGUUGAAUGACCGGGCGACUGAGGAGAGUGGGGAGGCUGGCCCAGACGGCACGCGGCGUGCGCGGUCAACAACCUGAGUGGGGCAUUUAACAAAGACGGCGUGCUGGUGCGAAGUAUGUCUUGCUGCGCGAGACUACCUUUUCUUAAUAAACGACUUUUAGGGAGAUCUUUUUGCAUCGCAUCGCACUAGAAACUCUUGUAAUUUAUUUAUGUUGGAUAAUUAAAAAAUUAAAAGUUAAACAAUAAUAACUUUUAACUUAACUUAAGUUAAUUUUACAAUGAUUUAAUUUUUAAAUUUAACUAGUUAUUUUUGAAACACAUGAACUUUAAUUUAUUAACUUUUUAAGUUAAAAAUUUCUGCAAUUUACUACAAGUUUGCGGUAACGUUGAAAUGUUCACAAUUUUAAAUCAUCUACUGAUUUUACUGGUAAAAGAAACAAAACGGAACGCCAGUAAUUUUCACUUCUGCCAACUGCAUUAUUUUUAUUAGUAAUAACAAAACUUAUUUUCGAACAAAAGGUUAGUUGUACGAAAAAAGAAGAAUAAUAGUGUCCUUACAUUUUUCACGGGCCAUAUUUGCAAUUGGAGGAAGAUUUAAAAGCCGCAAGAAAUGUUAGCUGCCAUGUAACGUACUGCAAUACGUGCACAUUUAACGCAUAGUGUAAAUUAUUCGAUUGAUCUUAACCCUCCAUUGGCAAUAAUAUUUUUACUUAUUCUAUACGUAAUCUGGAUCUUUUUCGUUCAAUUCCAAAUUUUUGUUGUUUUAGGUUUUCAAAAAAUCUAGAAAAAUUUAGGAUACUUUUUAACAGCGUUGCUACAUAAUUGAAUAGUUGCUUAACUGAAAUGUUGAAACUCUUAUUUUAAAAAAUUGAAAUUUCAGUAGUAAAAUUGCGCUUGUGCCAAAAAAAUCCAGAUUAUCUACAAAGGAUUAAAUUAUACAAAUUAAUCUUCCUAAGUUUUGAGAGAGUUUUCUUAAAUAAACAUAUAAAAUCGAGCUUCUCGGUUUUUACAUAGACUUCAAUGAGUUUACUCGCAAGGCAAAUUUAUUAGUUGCGUCACAGUAAAUGGGAUUGGAAAAUAAAUCAGAUUAGAAUUUUUUGAAUAUGAAAUACAAUAACUGAAAAGAUGUAUAUGAUCUAUAAAUUAUAAUUAACCUUAUUAUAUUAUAUUGAUUAUUUCAAUGCGCAACAGGAAGAAAGUUUAUUAUAAAAAUUUAUUCUUUGAGGUUUAAUAGAACUUCCAAUCCUAUUCACAAAUUGGUUUCAUGUUACAAGAAAUAUUUUUUUAUACAGUUUAAAAAAUUGUUUGUAUUUAUUAUGUUGUGAGUUAUUAACUCAAUACAAUUAACAAAACGUAGAAUUGUCGGCCUUUUUAUAAAAUCACUUUUAUCUUUUGUACUUCUCGUUUAUGCUGGCAGAAACAUAAAAGCCUUUAUUGUGCCUAUUAUAAGAAAGAAAAUAAAGUCGAAAGGAAGAUAGAUAAGAGAUACGUUGCACGAGAUAUCGCUUUAUGAUUGAUCGGAAGAAAACUAUCAGAAGAAAGUAACGCGGUGACGGUUAAUGCCCGAUUAAAGCUGCAAUUGUAUGUAUAAUCUCGUUUCAUUUAAUAUCUCUGAGGACAUUACCUUUGGGAUUAUGCGAGAGAAAAUCGACAGAUACUUGCAAUAUAUUAUAUUAUUACUUUCUCAUUCAUAAGUAUAUCUUAAAAACUACCGAGUCUCUCGUCAUCUGGCGAAUCGAGAAACGAUUUUCACCGUUGCGGUUUCUGAUUUAUAUACACAACAAUCAUAAUUCCGCUUGAGGCUGCAUUUACGUGCAGUUCGGACUGCAUUGCGAACGGCAAUCUUGUAAACUCUUACAAUCUCCUGGCGGUGCGAUAUCGAGGGCGCCCGCGAAACUUUGCGAAGAAUCAACCCAGUUCGCGCUUUUUCGCACGCUUGCACGCGCGAUUACGGGCUACAUCGCGACAGAGCCGAGUCCGAAGAGCGCAUGCACUUCUCAGACGAGAAGCGCUCUAUAUCCGUCGCGAUCGAUCAUACAUUGUAGCGACGAUGCCGACGAAAUGAGAUCACUUCGCGAAUCGCGCACGUUAACGCGAUCGUCAACGUAUUUGUUUUUUUUUUCAGCCGCAAUUCUAAACGUAACAGUUUUACGGAAUAGGCUUUGUACCAUUUGUGCAAAACAACAUUAUAUACAUAUAUAUAUAUAUAAUUAUACAUAUAUGUAUUAUAUAUAUACACACAUGAUAUGACGGUAUAUAUUUGUUGCUUUUAUAUAUUUAUAAAUCGCGGCGUAUUUGUAUAAAAAGAAAGGAACACCAUGGAAUUCGAUUGUUUCGCCCGCUAAGCAACCUUCAUGUGCCCUUUAAUUAGCAAUCAAGAUUUCCCAAACUUAAAAUGCGGACGUGGGCUAAACGUUUUCGAUGUGUAUUUUCUUAAAAUACAGCGACAUGCCAAAACAACGAAAUUAAUGUACUACGUCCAUUAAUAAGAUUUCGUUCAAAUUGUUUUUAAGUGACUGACUGUCGCAGAUAUCUCAAAAUUAAUAUGUUAGAAAAAAAUUUAACGAUUUCUCUUAAUUUAGUCAUACAAAUUUGAAUAAAGCGAAUGUCUGUAUCGCUGUCCGAGGACCAGUGUAUAUAUUUCACAAGUUUGGGAAAUCUUGGAUUAACGGAGAUAAGAUGUGAUUAGAGAAACCAGGUCAAAUAUGCUCUAUUCUUGUUAAUUCUUCUUUAGAUGCGCGCGUGAUUUGUCUAUCAUUAAUUUUCGUUCUACGGACUGUUUGUAGCAAGGUGAGCAAACAUCUGUAGAAUUUAACAUUGUUCUUUUGGAAAGUGAAUUUCUCUAGUCAAAAAGAGACGGCGCGAAGAGUCAAGAGGUGUAAUAGAGACUUUUCAUAAAUGCGGUGACAUAAAAUCGGCAUUCGAAUGUAGAAUUUUCAUUUGAAAUGUUCGAAUGUUUGUUUUUCGCGUGAAAUGUGACGAAAAGGAAUCGAUUUAAAGAAUGACGUCGCCCACAUGGACGUGUACGAAUUUCUUUUGAGAGACGCAGGAUCGUUUGCCUUCAUCUAAGUGCUUAAUCUCUCGUCCGAUGCUGGUCUUCGGCUGAAGAGGAGGGCUCUCUCUUGGAGAAUUUUUUACAUUUGUUAAUUGAAGCCUGUUACGCAUGUGCGCGCGUACGCAGCGCCGUAACUAGCGUUUCUUUCACUUAUCGCGAAUUCAACGGCGUUUUAUCAUUCCGCAGCCUUGUCCUUGAGAUUCCGCGAAAAAUAUGCGUGACGGAAUCACGGAAUCACGUUCGAAUCGGAAUCCUUUCACCUUGUACUCGCACAGAUUGCGAUCUUUGUAGCAUUAGAUUUGUACUUGAUAUCGCCAAUUUCAUAAGAUCUUUAUGAACUUAUAAAAUUUAGUUUUGCGUGGAUUUGGAUUCUAGAAUAGAUUAUGCAAAAUCAAAUAUCUUCAAUUCCAUUUUGCAUUCUAGUUACGGCUCUGCAAAUUCAACUAGUUCUCGAUUUUCAACGACUUUUGCGAUUUUUAACGAUGCGAUGAAAGUUUUUCGAUAGGUAUCAGCUGUGUUUUUAUAAUGAUAGGUAUCAGCUGUGUUUCUAUGACGACUCUUGUUAAGAUAGAUAAAAAUGAGAUAAAGUGGAUGAUCGGGCAAACAGUUUCGGCUGCCAAUUUUCUUUCGUCAAAUCAAGCCGAUAUUUUAUAAAAUUUUUUUUUUUAACAUUUCCCGAAUCGAUGCUCGAAGUUAAUUAAGAGUUUUCAGUUUGUUUUAUGCCAUUAUUGUUCUUAGAUUUUAUAAAGCGAGAAAACUGCCUGACAAGAUAAGUAUGUUCAGCAAACAAGGCCCGAUCACCAAGGGAAUAAAUGCGGGAAUGUUAAACAUACAAUAGCUUUUACGACGUUUCGUUUAUCACCUCACACCAAGAAUGGUUAUCAUGUUAUUACAUAAUUUAAUUCGACCUUCGCAAUCGAUUAUCUAAAUGUAUAAGUGUAUAAGAGAAGUUUUUAAGUUUGUAGAAAAACAAUUUGUUCAACUCGAUGUCUGAAUUAAUAAUAAAUAAAAAUACACACUUUUUACCUAUGA
This is a messenger RNA of Solenopsis invicta (red fire ant), 7544 nucleotides long. It is a transcript of the gene RabX4, whose product is annotated as ras-related protein Rab-8A. The record is from RefSeq and is a predicted model, not a curated record. Gene Ontology annotation, molecular function: GTPase activity; GTP binding. NCBI's taxonomy places the organism in Eukaryota, Metazoa, Arthropoda, Insecta, Hymenoptera, Formicidae. Bases 446 to 1072 code for a protein of 208 amino acids. The transcript has 5 exons.